Messenger RNA from Osmia bicornis bicornis, 2134 nucleotides. RefSeq lists its product as uncharacterized. Gene Ontology annotation, biological process: proteasome-mediated ubiquitin-dependent protein catabolic process. The record is from RefSeq and is a predicted model, not a curated record. Bases 1 to 1932 code for a protein of 643 amino acids. Lineage: Eukaryota; Metazoa; Arthropoda; Insecta; Hymenoptera; Megachilidae. Gene Ontology annotation, molecular function: ubiquitin binding. The transcript has 13 exons.
AUGCUCUUCAACUUCAACCCCGAAUCACAACAGCAACCACAAGUAUCUUUUAGUUCUAAUCUGGAUAACGAAGAGGAAUUAGAUGAUAUUAGAAAUACCUCGUAUGAAAAUACCAAUAUCCCGCUGUCAGAAUCCAGAAGAGAUGUGACUCGUAUUCAAAGAAGGAUCGAUAAGACAACCUCUAUCAGCACCUUCAACGGUGGUAGAAAAUUUUGGAACUGCAACGCUAAACCGACGAGUUUCUACGUGCCAGAUAACGCGGUCAUUCAAGAAGUUUUAAAUGUAACAGAAAGCGAGUUGAUCGGUGCCCUGACGAAACAACUAUGCGUGGUAGAGACUCAGUUGCAAAAGGUGCAAACGAACCUGAGGAAGAACGAGGAACAGUUGAAGUUAAAGGAUCAAGAGAUCAUUCGUUUGAAACGGAAGGUGAAAGAGUGGGAAAAUAAAAGCAAGAACAUGGAGAUGUUAAGAAAGAAGGAACAACAGCAACGACAAAUACAAACCGAUCAUUCGGAGCAACUUUACGAACGAUGUUUGAUCCUCGAACGGAAGAUAUUCGAGAUGGAGAAAUUCUUAGCCGAUUACGGUCUGAUCUGGGUGGGCGACACGAACAGCCCGAGGUGUACUGAUACGAUUCCCAAUAAUCCCAUCGAGGCUUGUUACGACCAGGUUAUCGCUAACAUCGAUCAGUUGAAUCUGGCUGCCGGUAAGGGCGAAGUUCACGUGCAGCACAACGAGAAAGGAAACGGAGCAACGUUCAAAACUCCUUCUUGCAUGUGUUUAAAAUUCUACAAAAAUGGAAUGAUAAUUCAAGACGGAUCAUUACGUCCCUACAAUGACCAGGCGACGAUUUCGUUUCUUCGUGACAUCUUGGAUGGUUAUUUUCCUUCGGAAUUGCAAGAAGCUUAUCCAAACGGUGUUCCAUUCAAGGUAGAGGAUCACAGAAAUCAAAUGUACUUGAACAAUGUAGAAUUCCCCGGUCAAGGUUAUCGAUUGGGUAAGCAACUUCAAAUUGAUAACCCGUCGUUACCAUCGAAAAUCCGUAGGCCCAAUGCCAGUUUCCAAAAGUCACCUCAUAAUGUCUCGAACAUGGAUCUAUCAACGCAUUUGACGCCUUUAUCGGUCAGAUCGUACAAGUCGAAAGGAUCCUCGGAUUCUCCUCCUCUCGAGAUGUACGUUCUUCGUUCGCAAAUUUUAGCCUCUCACAACAAUAUCUGCUCCAACACUCACCUACAGUCACAUAUAAACGCGGAGCUCAGUCGUAGUAACCGGAAAGAGAAGCGUGACACAGCAACGAGAAACACCGAGUUCGAUGUCUACGUACGUGAGACAAGUGUUAAGUCCAAAGGUGUGUUGAGGUUUCCGAGUUCCGGCAGAUGUUAUCACAGUUCUACCGAUAGGUCAUCGUCUAGACUGUCACCUAGUCGAAAUCGUGAAACACCCGACGAUCGUUUCCGGCACAAAUCAAGAUCCUCGAGUCUACCGAACGCGAGAUUAUCCGUCAACUCUAAACCUGCACCGAAAACAAAACCAGUUGAUUCUAAUAACAGCAACGUCUCUCAAAUGUCAAAUUCUCAAGCGAACAAUAUAGUAGCGAAGAAAAAUCCACGUCCAACGAAAUCCGCGACACCAGUACGAAAGAAUGCUGCCCCUAUUUUGCAUCAAAUCAAUGAACCGACUGGGGCACGUGGUGAACUUCGAUUAAAAGUCAGGUCUCUGAACGGUGGCACUGUUUAUUUAGUCCAUGUUUCGGCUGACGAUCCCAUAGCUCGACUUUAUCAGUUAUUGGACAAAGCUAUGACCAGGACUGUUCCUCGAGGAUACAAAAUUGUUCUCAGCGGAUAUUCGCCGAAAAGAUUAGAGCAACUUGGAACUACCUUGAGGGAGAUUGGUAUCACCAGGGACAGCGUUCUACAUUUAGUGAAUGUUUGAAUUAUUUCUACAAAAAUAUUGUCUGAUAUUGAUUUUUGUGUACAUAUGUAAUCGAUGAAGUUGUCAUUCAAUUUUAAGUGGAAUAUGUUAUAUCCUUGCGAUAUGCGGCGCAUUUACCUCGAAUAAACAAAUUUAGAUGCUUUUCUUCGUAAAAAUUGGCUUCUCGAUGAGAUAGCUAAGUAAAAAUAUUUGUUUUUAUACU